Messenger RNA from Knipowitschia caucasica, 864 nucleotides. NCBI's taxonomy places the organism in Eukaryota, Metazoa, Chordata, Actinopteri, Gobiiformes, Gobiidae. The record is from the annotation of a GenBank genome assembly.
AUGCUUUCUGGACACCACAACAGCUCCGGUGAAAGUACCAGCCAGGACUUCAACCUGACUAGGCGGCCGCUGCGCACUCCGCACCGCCUGCAUGGAAAAGAAGCACAAGAACUGGAAGUCUCGGCUAGCCUUACUAGCACGAUCACCGACUUGCUAACCGAGAAGCUAGCGGAGCACAAGGCAGAGUUUUUGGCAGAAGUCAGGGACAUCUACACUAAGUACGAAUCGAAGCUGGAGAAUAUCGAGACGUCUGUCGAUGACCAUGAGCUACGCAUUAUGGGUUUUGAGCAGUUUGCGGACUCUACGAGUACCGACCUCAUGGCUAUGCAGGCUACGCUCACUGCUGUUGUUGCGGAGAAUGCUAAGUUGAGAGCUAAGGUGUCGGACCUCGAGGGGCUCUACGCCAACGGCAUUUUUCUCACAACUGCUCUUCGAUACGCUGGGUCUCGACAUUCUGAAAAUAAAUCUCCCCCGGAGCUGGACAGGGCCCACCGAACGCUCGCUGCUAAACCAGGCCCCUCUGGUAAGCCGCGGCCUGUGGUGAUCUGCUUUCACGAUUUCAAGACACGAGAGUUGGUUGUGCGGGGUGCUCGUAAACUGCGGGGUAAGCUUAAUUAUAACGAUGCCCCUUUCCUAAUUUUUGAAGAGUAUAGCCCCGAGGUUUUAGAGCAGCGCACGCCGUACCGAGACAUUAUGAAGAAGCUAUACGAGAUGGGUCUCAAGCCUGCCCUGCGAUACCCUGCCAGGCUCUUCGUUGUGCUGGACGACGGCACGAAAAAGCUUCUUCCCUCCCUGAAGGAAGCUACCGACUUUGCAGACUCCUGGGCUCGCCAGCACUCUACUUCACCCACGGAGCAGGACUGA